GGCUGGACAGGUCUUAUCUUCGGGGAGGGUAUUCCGCCAUCACCACCACCUCCUCCAUGAGCCCAAUGAUGCUUGCUGCGGGCUUUGCCUAAGGUACUUGGAUGAACGUCGGUUCGCAUGCAGCGCGACAUGCUGCAUUAGUCCCUGCAUUUGCCAACCCGACAAGCCCACUGCAGCGUCAAUCCUUCCAGUGACAUCAUGGCCGCACAGCCAGAGCCAUACCGGUGGACGGCAUCCCAUGCUGUGACAAAGAUUCGAUCUGGGGAGCUCACCGUCGAACGAUUCGCGCAGUCUCUCUUGAGCCAGAUAGCUGCUCGUAAUAGCGACGUCCAGGCCUGGGCUUAUCUCAAUCCAGAUCUUGUCCUCGAGCAGGCGCGAGCUCUGGAUCGCAUUCCCCUCCCGGAGCGCGGGCCGCUCCACGGAGUCGCCAUCGGUAUCAAGGACAUUUUCUACACGAAAGACAUGCCCACGUGCCACAACUCUCCCAUCUACGCCAGCGACACGGCAGUGGCUGUAGAUUCGGGCCCCGUCGCGAUCCUUCGCCAAGCAGGCGCCCUGAUUCUUGGGAAGACGACAACAACAGAGUUCGCGGCGACAGUGAAUGGGACUGCCACCAAAAACCCACAUGACCCUUUGCGCACCCCAGGCGGGUCAUCGUCUGGCUCAGGGGCCGCCGUGGGCGACUCGCAGGUGCCUGUGGCGAUCGGCACCCAAACUGGCGGCAGCAUCAUCCGCCCUGCCUCGUUUAAUGGCAUCUAUGGCUACAAGCCCACCUGGAACGUCGUAAGCCGCGAAGGCCAGAAGAUUUGCUCGCUCAUCCUCGACACGAUUGGAGUUUACGCCCGCUGCGUCGCCGACUUGCAGCUCAUGGCCGAUGUGCUCAACAUUAAAGACGACGAAAUGCCCACGGGCACUUUUUCGGUUCGCGGCGCAAAGUUUGGCUUGCUCAAAACUGUCGUCUGGCCACAGGCUGGGCCUGGGACCCAGGCUGCAAUGGCCAAGGCAGCAGAGCUACUCCGCGACCACGGCGCCACGGUGGAGGAGCUGUCACUGCCUCCGGAUCUUAACGACUUGCCCGAGUGGCACCGGACUGUGAUCUCCACCGACGGAAGGAGUGCCUUCUUCCCCGAGUAUGUCGUCGCAAAAAGCAAAAUUUCCCAAUUUGUAAUAGACCAGGUGGAAAACUCGGCCGGGAUUACUAGGCGCCAACAAAUGGACGCAUUCGAUUGUUUGGCUGCAGCUCGGCCGAGGGUGGGCGAGAUCUUGAGUGGAUACGACGCCGUCAUUGUUCCCAGCGUUCCUGAUGAGGCUCCUCUUGGGCUGGAAAGCACCGGGAGCGCAGUAUUCAACGUCAUCUGGACAGCCAUGCACACUCCAGUUGUAAACAUCCCGGGAUUUUGCGGCGAGAAUGGGAUGCCGAUCGGGGUGUCGCUGGUGGCUCCACGGUACCAAGAUAGGAAGCUGCUGUAUGUGUGCGAGGAAGUUGGGAAAAUCUUUGAGUCGGAGGGAGGAUGGGGCUCGAGGCGGACAACGGAGGGCUGCAAGUAAAGGGCACUAGAACCACACUUUGUAAGGCAGCAAUAGAUUUUUGGGAGUGAAUGAUUUCAUGUUCUGUCAC
Gaeumannomyces tritici R3-111a-1 is the source of this 1618-nucleotide messenger RNA. Its product is annotated as glutamyl-tRNA(Gln) amidotransferase subunit A. The transcript is spliced from 3 exons. The record is from RefSeq and is a predicted model, not a curated record. Gene Ontology annotation, molecular function: catalytic activity. Bases 199 to 1548 code for a protein of 449 amino acids. Lineage: Eukaryota; Fungi; Ascomycota; Sordariomycetes; Magnaporthales; Magnaporthaceae.